UCUUCAAUAGUCCUGCUUCUACCCCUCUCUAGGGUUUCCUUUGCUUUCAGUUUUUGCUUCUUAAUAUUUUAUUCUGAAAAAGCAAAAAAGAAAAUUUUCCUUUUUUAUUUUUAUUUUUUGGUUUUCCUUACCGAUCUUGUCCUCUGUCUUUCUUUCCGUAUGCAGCUUGUAGGUUGUACAACUGAGAUCAGCUUCGACGUCUGAAAAUAAGAAAAGGAUUUUGUUUUUAAGUUGAUGUUGCAGCUUCAGUAGACAAUUACUAAUUGGAGAAUUGUUAUUCUAGAUCAAGGAGCAAGCUAAAAGGUAAAAAAGUCAGUUUAAGAGAUGGGUUAUUUAUGUGACUUUUGUGGAGAGCAAAGGUCCUUGGUAUACUGCCGCUCAGAUGCUGCAUCCUUAUGUUUGUCGUGCGAUCGGAAUGUUCAUUCUGCUAAUGCCCUUUCUAAGCGCCAUUCCAGAACCCUUGUAUGUGAGAGAUGUAACUCACAACCUGCUUUUAUAAGAUGUGCUGAGGAGAAAAUUUCACUCUGUCAGAACUGUGACUGGCUCGGUCAUGGUACCACUGCGUCUACUUCGGGGCAUAAGAGGCAAACAAUCAAUUUAUAUUCUGGCUGCCCUUCAGCUGCAGAAUUUUCUUCAAUAUGGUCCUUUUUCUCAGAUAUACCUGCUAUGGGUGAAACAUGUGAGCAGGAACUUGGUUUAAUGAGCAUUAGUGAGAACAGUGAAAAGAGUGCUUGGGUUCCUCCAGAAAACCAGAAUGCUUCUAGUUCUGCUCAAGCGACCAAUCUACCCGGCAAGGAUAAAUCUUGGGUUGGCACAUCUACAAUGCCUGAGUCAAGCUCAGAACCUCGUAUCAUGGACCAGCCACCUGGACCUUCCAAUGCAUGCGUGCCUAAGUUAUAUUGUCCUGUGAAAACAACUCCUGCACUCUGUGAAGAUGAUGAUAAUCUAUAUGACGAUUUCAACAUGGAUGAAGUGGAUCUGGAUCUUGAGAACUAUGAGGAACUUUUUGGUGUGGCUCUCAGUCAUUCUGAAGAGCUUUUUGAAAAUGGUGGAAUUGAUAGCUUAUUUGGGACAAAGGAAAUGUCUGCCAGUGCUGGGGACUCCAAUUGUCAGGGCGCGGUUGCUGCUGAGGGCUCAACUGGAUUAAUCAAUGCAACACAACCAGCAUGCAGCAAUGCUGCAUCUGCAGAUUCAAUGAUGAGCACUAAAACUGAACCAAUUAUUUGUUUUACUGGAAGGCAAUCCCAAUCGAACAUUUCUUUUUCUGGUGCAACUAAAGAUGGUGGUGGUGGUGGUGGUGGUGACUAUCAAGACUGUGGGGCUUCUUCAAUGCUUCUCAUGGGAGAACCUCCCUGGUGUCCUCCUUGCCCUGAGAGCUCUAUGCAAUCUGCUAACCGCAGCACCGCUGUCAUGCGUUAUAAGGAAAAGAAAAAGACACGAAAGUUUGAAAAGCGAGUAAGGUAUGCCUCUCGUAAGGCUAGGGCUGAUGUCAGAAGGCGCGUGAAGGGCCGGUUUGUCAAAGCCGGUGAUAUUUAUGACUAUGACCCGAUGAGCCAAACCAGAAGUUACUGAGUGGCCCUAAAUUUUCUUCAAGGGGGAAGAAGGUUGUAACAAUGCCAUGUCACCAGGAUCUUAGUUCUGGAGCAGAUUGUGUCCUUUUACCUUGAAGGAUAGAUAUUUCGCUGCGAUAUCAGCCAAAAAUGACACAAUAUCAAUCACAAUGUGCCCUGCCUCCUCCUUCUGGCAAAUGGGUUUUGAAUUUUGAUUGCCUCUGUUGGCACAUGCUGCCUCUUUAUUCUUGUGCUCUUAAGAAUGCAGAAUUCUUUAGUCUUCUGACCCUUGAUUAUA
Molecule: messenger RNA, 1848 nt
Organism: Arachis ipaensis
Lineage: Eukaryota; Viridiplantae; Streptophyta; Magnoliopsida; Fabales; Fabaceae
Product: zinc finger protein CONSTANS-LIKE 9
Molecular function (GO): protein binding; zinc ion binding
Source: RefSeq, a predicted model, not a curated record